CGAAUAUCAACAAAUAUCGAGGAACUGUUCACGUGUGUAUACAUUGGGCAGGAGGAGCUUAGCCAAGGACAAAUUUCGAGAGUGGGGAAGAGAAGGGGAAGAAGUCCGCGCAAAUCUUUGAGAAUGUGAAGAAACAAAGGAGCGCAAAUGCCCAACCAGGCACGGCCUCGUCGAGAGUGGUCUCCCCAGUCCCCUAUACAUGUAUUGUGGAUGCCCCGCUCUGCCAUGAGGCCGGCCGAGGGCGACACAUCGGACUGCAUCCUUGUGGUUGGAAUAUCGAGGCCGAAAAUGGCCGCCGCCUUCCUCACCGUGGUCCUUCUCUCCCUGUUUCUCACGUUCCACAUCCUCUACGACAGCGCUGUGUACAGCCUUCACGCCGCCUCGGCCGUGGAGGGGCGCGCGGUCGAGCUCGUGUCCCAAGUCCGCGCCACGCCCCCCCUCCUCUUCUCGAGCAAGGUGCAUUUCCCCCGCACGAGCCGCCAUCUACCUCAGGCGAUAAUAAUCGGGGUGAGGAAAUGCGGGACGAGGGCCCUCCUCGAGAUGCUGUUCCUCCAUCCUCAGAUACAGAAGGCGGCUGGCGAGGUCCACUUCUUCGACCGCGAUGACAAUUACGGGAAAGGGCUGGAGUGGUAUCGAAGGAAGAUGCCAUAUUCGUUCAGGGGCCAGAUCACCAUCGAGAAGAGUCCAAGUUAUUUCGUCACGCCGGAGGUACCUGAAAGAAUUCGAGCGAUGAACGCGAGCGUGAAACUGUUGCUGAUAGUGCGGGAGCCAGUGACCAGGGCGAUAUCCGACUACACUCAACUACGCACACACGCGGCCACCGCCUCGACGAUGACGAACGGUACGCCUCGAACCGUGCAACAGCAACAGCAACAGCAGCAGCAGCAGCAGCAGCAACAACAGCAGCAAGCGGCGCGCAGCUUCGAGGAGUUGGUGAUACGAGCGGACGGUAGCAUCAACGAGUCGUACAGGCCGGUCGCCAUCUCCCUUUACCACACGUACAUGCACAGGUGGCUCGAAGUGUUUUCAAGGGAUCAGAUCCUGAUAGUGAACGGCGACCAGCUGAUCGAGGAUCCGGUGCCCCAGUUGCGCAGGAUCGAGAACUUCCUUGGAUUGGAGCCGCGGAUAGGAAGGCACAACUUCUACUUCAACCACACGAAAGGUUUCUACUGCCUUCGAAACGAGACGUCGGAGAAGUGCUUGAAGGAGAGCAAGGGUAGACGGCAUCCGCGCGUAAGCCCCGUGGUUGUCACCAAGCUGAGGAGGUUCUUCAACGAGCACAAUCAACGGUUCUACGAGCUCGUGGGGGAGGAUCUCGGCUGGCCCGAGGAAUAACCAUCGUAGAGGUGGUGGCUCGAUCGCCGUAUAUUGUAUCGUGGUUGCCACGUCGGGCCCAAAUCUUUUUUUUUUGCCCCGUUGUUCCGCGAAGAAUUUCUCUUUUUUUUUUUCCUUUUUAUUUUCAUUCCAACGAACGAUGCUGUUCUCUGCUUCGAUUCGAUCUAUUACUCGACGAGGUCGCGAAGAUUCCCUCGAAAAUGGACGAGGAAGAAGAAGGGAACAUCUUGUUGUGAAGGAAAAGGGAAGAGGAUAUCUUCGUGAUCUUGGAAUCGAAGAAGAAAUAUUCAAGGGUCGAUCAC
Messenger RNA from Apis laboriosa (Himalayan honeybee), 1637 nucleotides. RefSeq names its product heparan sulfate glucosamine 3-O-sulfotransferase 1 (gene Hs3st-A). Gene Ontology annotation, molecular function: [heparan sulfate]-glucosamine 3-sulfotransferase activity. The coding region runs from base 148 to 1335 and encodes 395 amino acids. The transcript is spliced from 4 exons. The record is from RefSeq and is a predicted model, not a curated record. NCBI's taxonomy places the organism in Eukaryota, Metazoa, Arthropoda, Insecta, Hymenoptera, Apidae.